AUUGAGCGCCCCUGGUGUCCUGGAGGGCACAGAGAGCAUGGAUGAUCUAGGAGACGGCAGUCUCAAAGGAGCCAUUGAUAUGGAAGGAGCCUCAGCAGGUUCACCUGACUUUGAGAAGGUUCCUGAGAUACCCGUUAAUGACUUCGAUGAGGAUGAAGAUGACGACGAUGACGAUGAUCGGGUGUGUGACAUGGAUGUGGGCUCAGAGCGGGCAGAUGAACCGCAGAGACCCAGGCAUGACAAUGAUGUGGAUGACGAUGAGGAGGAUGAAGAUGUUGAGAUGGCGAGUGAGGGGGUUACAGAGAGUGGACUGGAAAGCUAUGGGAAUGCAGAUGAGGAUGAUUUUGCUGAGGAUGAAAGGCUGGACAACCUGAACAGAGUGGGCCAGCCACCACCUCCCCCUAUGCUGCCCUCUGCCCCUGCGGCUCAGUGGGACCAGCCAAACCCCUUUGCGGAUCCCUGGGAGGAACCUCUUCAGCCACAGCAGGUUCUUGAGCACGUCUCCCAGCCUGAACAGGGGGCAGGAGCGGCUGCUGCAAGCCCUGUGGCAGAGCCCUGGCAGGCAGAUUCAGAGACCCCAACUCAGACCCCAGCCCAAGCCUGGCUAGAACUAGGCUCUGGUCUUUUUGCUCUUGAAAACCAAGAAGUCCCCCAUCAUUUCUCUAACAAAGAUGAGCCACAAAAUCAAGAGGCCCAAAUGUACAUGAACCAGUCCAGCCCAGCUCCAAUGCAGACCCUGGCCCCAGCUCCCCUCUCUGCCCCAGGAAUGUCUCUGUCAAGCACCCUAAGCAGCGAGACCAGCACACCGGAGGAACUCGGGGACUACAAUAGAGAAGGAAAGUUCCAGCCUCAAGAUGCGCAGGCGUCUGCGCUUUCCCCACAGGCUGAUCUGGACGACCAGGACCUGGGCAUCCACUUGGAGAGAGGAGACGGGGAGGGAGAAGAGGAAGCUGAGGCGGAGACCCUGCCUGCUGAUGAAGUCUUGGGAGGCCCUGCAACUGCCCCCACUUCAAACCCCUCUUCAUGCUCCGGAACAGAAGACGAGGCCAGCGACACAGAGGGAGAAGCUCAGCUGGAUGAUUCCUUGGAGAGUCCGUUGGUCAGCCACAUAACCUUUGACAGCCAGCCUCCAGCUCAGCGCUGCCUGUCCACUGUAGAAGAGGGAGAGGAGGCCGAGAUGGAGGGUUGUGCAGGUGAAGACACUACCCCACCUUCUGCUACAUCGCUGGCAUCUUACGGCUUUGACACCAUGACCACAGCCUCAAACUCCAACGCCCAGUCCACAGGGGAGAGCUGCAUCAGGAGCCCUGGCAUCUUCUCUCUGGAGGAGCUACCCGAGGAGGCCAAGGAGCUCGGUCUGAUCCCACAGCCUCACACCCAGCCGUACCUCGCAGAGCAGCAGUACAUUGAGUGUGGGAAGCAGGAAGCGGAGUCCGCUGAGUACGGCAGGGGGGAAGUGCCGGGGCCAGAGGAAGCCCUGGAUCCUUCAUCAACUCCUAGCACUUUGCAGCAACCAGAGGAAAACCCCGAUGACAUCCAGCCUCCGUACUAUUCUGCUAUCUGUGAAAAGACUGAGAACUCUUUUACAGGCUUCACUGCACUACCGCACCCUCACCGCCGCGAUCACGCAGCAUAUCCCAGAACCUACUGUGACAUCGUCAAACCUCACAGCGCCACGGUCAACCCGGCGAAGCUCACCUGUGCCGACCUCCCACCCAGGAACCUCGGGCAGCAGGCGCUGAGCCCUCAGCUCCGCAGGUUAGAGCAACACCAGAGACAGCUGCUGGAGCUGCAGCAGCGCAGGGAGCAACAGAGCCGACCGCUGGAGGAGGCGGAGCAGGAGCGGAAGAGGAGGGAGGAAGAGGAGCAGAGGAAGAAGAAAGAUGAGGCUGAAGAAGAAAUAAAGAGGAAUAAAGAGGAGGUGGAGAGGAAUAUGCGAGAGCAGGCAGAGAUGACAAAGAAGAAAGAGGAGGAAAAAUUGAGGAAAGAGGAGGAGCUCCAGCAGAGGAGAGACCUUGAACUGCAACUGCAGCAGCAGCAGGAGGAGCUGAAGCAAAGACAGCAAAUCAUGCAGUGGCAACAAGAGCUGCAACAGUCUAAUAAAGGUCAGACGGUCCUGCUGUCGCCUUCCUCUGGCCUCUGCACCAUCUAUGAAGCUCUGGAGAACAGUGAUGAAGACGAGGCUGAAGAUAAAGGGGUAAUAAAGCAGCACACUACUACAGAGGAGCCUGGACAAGAGACGUCAAAUGAAGAAAUAGACGAGGACUGUGAAAGGGGGACAUCAGAUGAAGACAAACAUGGAGAUUCGUCGCCAUCCACAGAGACCCUUCCUCCUCUCCCAGACUCCCCUCAGACACCGAGCAACCCCUCCCAGGAUGGAGACAGCUCCUCCCCUUGCCCUCCUGAGUCUCCAGAGCGACCUCCACCCCUGGACCUGGACUGGGGGAAGAAAGUGGACAUUGUCCAGCAGCUGAUCAAUCAGACCCUGCUGCUCAACAGAGAUGGCUGCUCCUCCCUUCUGCUGCUGCCAGGAGGUGCAGGAGGCACACUGAGCCCCCUGGAGAGCAGCCUGUGGCCCAGCCUCCUGCCUCCCCUCACCCCUCCCUCUGCCACAGUCACCUCUGUAAGCAGUUUCUCCCCAGAGGCCACUGGGAGCUCCCCACAGGGAGAGUGGACAGUGGUAGAGCUGGAGACGCAUCACUGAAGGUGUGUGUGU
Morone saxatilis (striped sea-bass) is the source of this 2716-nucleotide messenger RNA. RefSeq names its product GRB10-interacting GYF protein 2-like. The record is from RefSeq and is a predicted model, not a curated record. The coding region runs from base 38 to 2704 and encodes 888 amino acids. The transcript is spliced from 2 exons. Lineage: Eukaryota; Metazoa; Chordata; Actinopteri; Moronidae.